Messenger RNA from Dioscorea cayenensis subsp. rotundata (Guinea yam), 954 nucleotides. RefSeq names its product nucleoside diphosphate kinase 2, chloroplastic. Bases 18 to 692 code for a protein of 224 amino acids. The record is from RefSeq and is a predicted model, not a curated record. Lineage: Eukaryota; Viridiplantae; Streptophyta; Magnoliopsida; Dioscoreales; Dioscoreaceae. Gene Ontology annotation, molecular function: nucleoside diphosphate kinase activity. Gene Ontology annotation, biological process: CTP biosynthetic process; GTP biosynthetic process; UTP biosynthetic process. The transcript has 7 exons.
CGAUACUACCGAUAGAAAUGGAUACCAUGGCGAUGCUCGCCGCGCGCCCCAGCGCCGCUCCAGCCCAAGCCCCGCCGUCGCGCCGCCGAGCCGGUGCCCGUCCCCUCAUCGCCCUCCGCUCCCACUACCUCUCCUCACUCCAGCCAUCUCCAUUCCUAUCCCUCUCUUCUACGACUCCCUGCGGACCUCGCCGGACCCGGCGCAACAUCUUUCUCCCCCACCUCGUCGCCUCCAUGGUGAAUGUGGAGGAGACUUAUAUAAUGGUGAAGCCUGAUGGCGUUCAGCGUGGUUUGGUUGGUGAGAUUAUUUCGCGGUUUGAGAAAAAGGGUUUCUUGCUGAAAGGUUUGAAGAUGUUUCAGUGCCCUAAGGAACUAGCUGAGGAACACUACCGGGAUCUCAAGGAGAAAUCUUUCUUCCCAAAACUGAUAGACUAUAUAACUUCUGGUCCAGUUGUAUGCAUGGCUUGGGAAGGUGUUGGUGUGGUUGCAUCAGCUCGUAAGCUUAUAGGAGCAACAAAUCCUCUUCAGGCUGAGCCUGGCACUAUACGAGGUGAUUUGGCAGUUCAAACAGGAAGAAAUGUUGUCCAUGGAAGCGAUAGCCCUGAGAAUGGUGAACGAGAAAUUGCUCUCUGGUUCAACGAAGGCGAACUAUGCCAAUGGGUUCCUGCUGUAGCACCUUGGCUCAGGGAAUGAGCAAACAAAGCUUUGCUUCAAGAAUGUCGGGCAUUUGAUUACGAUUUUGUACCCUUAAAUCAAUGUAUUUCUUAUUUAUGAUUUUGGCCAUUGUCCAUCCACACAAUUUUGUGAGGUGAGGUCUGUGGAAGGUCAUUGAAUUGAUCUUCCAGUGUUUUUCUCAUCAAUGUAUCAAUUUGUGCGGCUUGAGUUGGAAAAUAUGAACCUACGAAUUUUCCAAUUGAAUUCAAACUUCUAUAAAUUUAAUGUCCUUGAGCUGUUA